Molecule: messenger RNA, 3431 nt
Organism: Planococcus citri (citrus mealybug)
Lineage: Eukaryota; Metazoa; Arthropoda; Insecta; Hemiptera; Pseudococcidae
Gene: Rdl
Product: Resistant to dieldrin
Exons: 9
Coding region: 26-1537 (503 amino acids)
Biological process (GO): regulation of membrane potential; chemical synaptic transmission; nervous system process
Cellular component (GO): plasma membrane; synapse; neuron projection
Molecular function (GO): extracellular ligand-gated monoatomic ion channel activity; GABA-A receptor activity; chloride channel activity
Source: RefSeq, a predicted model, not a curated record
AAUAGCCCCGCGAUAAACUUAAAAAAUGAGGGGUCACUCGGGGACCCGGCUCAUAAAAACCGGUUUCCUGCUUUGGUUUCAAAUUUUUUGCGCUUUACUUUUGGCACCCGAAGACGGUUGGUUACCUAUCGUCAGAGCUGCAACGCACGGAGGCGGAAUGCUGGGCGAUGUGAAUAUAUCAGCCAUUCUGGAUUCAGUAAGCGCAAGUUACGAUAAACGAGUCAGGCCAAAUUACGGAGGGCCUCCCGUGGAAGUCGGUGUUACAAUGUACGUUCUCAGUAUCAGUUCCGUCUCCGAAGUAUUAAUGGACUUUACGUUAGAUUUUUAUUUUCGUCAAUUUUGGACCGAUCCUCGACUAGCAUUCAAAAAGCAACCCGGCGUCGAAACCCUAUCAGUGGGUUCGGAAUUCAUAAAAAAUAUUUGGGUACCAGACACGUUUUUUGUAAAUGAAAAGACUUCGUAUUUUCAUACAGUUACCACAAACAACGAAUUCAUAAGGAUACACCACACAGGAAGCAUAACGCGAUCUAUGAGGUUAACUAUCACAGCCUCGUGUCCAAUGAAUUUAGAGUAUUUUCCAAUGGACAGGCAGUUAUGUCAUAUCGAAAUCGAAAGUUUUGGAUAUACGAUGAGGGAUAUUCGUUAUAAAUGGAACGAAGGGCCAAAUUCUGUUGGUGUCUCAAAUGAAGUAUCUCUUCCACAGUUUAAAGUACUCGGUCAUCGACAGAGAGCUAUGGAAAUUAGCUUAACCACAGGCAAUUAUUCGCGACUAGCGUGCGAAAUACAAUUCGUCAGAUCGAUGGGAUAUUACCUCAUUCAAAUUUAUAUUCCAUCCGGUUUAAUUGUGAUCAUUUCGUGGGUUAGUUUUUGGCUCAAUCGAAACGCAACGCCAGCCAGGGUAUCGCUAGGUGUAACCACUGUGCUGACGAUGACAACUUUGAUGUCUUCAACCAACGCAGCUCUACCAAAGAUAUCGUACGUGAAAUCGAUAGACGUGUAUCUGGGUACCUGUUUCGUGAUGGUUUUCGCGUCGUUAUUAGAAUACGCUACCGUAGGAUAUAUGGCCAAACGACUGCAAAUGCGAAAAUCGCGAAUAAUGGCUAUGCAAAAAUUAGCCCAGGAAAAGAAGUCAACGCUGGAGGGUCACGCUCAUCCCAGAGGUAGUCAUGCACAUGCUCAUGCUCACGGUCAUUCGACACUGCCUGGACCACCAGUGGAUCCUGAUCAUAUGCCUAAGCAAACAGAGGUUCGGUAUAAAGUUCAUGAUCCAAAAGCUCAUUUCAAAGGCGGCACGUUAGAAAAUACGAUAAACGGUCGAACGGACGAAGAAGCAAUUACGCCAGUCUUGACGCAUCCGCUGCAUCCGGGCAAAGACCUGAGCAAAAUGUACGGCGUCACGCCCAGCGAUAUCGAUAAAUAUUCCAGAAUCGUAUUCCCCGUUUGUUUUAUAUGUUUUAAUUUAAUGUACUGGAUAAUUUAUUUGCAUAUAAGCGACGUAGUUGCAGACGAUCUAGUUUUGCUACAAGAAGACAAAUAGUGCGAGAAGAAAAUCCGCGUGCUAAUUGUUAUCUACUCGUAUGAUGUAUCGAUGAUACGCUCGUAUAUCGUGUGUAGGCUGUACGACCAACGAUGAAGGUGGAUGAGAAUACGUACAACUUUUUUCUAAUUUUUUUUUUACAUUUUUUGUCUGGUUGGAAAAAAAAAGCUACCGUAGGUAAUCCACCGUCGUCGUCGUGUCGCGUCAACUUUUCGCAAUGACCUCAAUGAUGAUAACAAUGAUAACAAUAACAAUAACAAUAUGAUAAAAACUGUCGGUCGUCGUCGCUUCAACUACCUACAUUAUUAUACUAACGUGAUAUUGGUGAUGUACUCGAUAGGUAGGUCUACCUGUAGCGAAUGCCUAUUCCUUUUCUGCCUGCUAAUUCUCGAAAGUUGUAAGUUCAUAAUUUUUUGCACCGCCUUCGUACCCUACACAUCAAAAAAGAAAUGAUUUUCGCCUUUCAAAAAUACCCAUUUUUGUUCCAAAAUUGCCGAACAAGUCAAAAAGGAUUAAUUUUGUGGGAGGGGGGGGGGGAAUGUCAAAAGCCUCAACUUUUGGCUAAACAGUCAACAAGUGUUCAUUUUUGGCACAAAUUGCAAAAAGUGUCCAUUUAUGUGAAGAUUGUCAAAAGACGUUCAUUUUAGAUAAAAUUGGUACAUGAAAAGGUGAAAUAGAUUUCCCAAAAAAGCUUGUUUUGGCUUAAAUUGUCGAAAAGUUCUCAUUUUGUUUCAACGUUUGCCGAACAAGAGUCCUGUUUUUUUACAAAAUUUCUCGAAUUUUAUUCCCCCUUCCUCCGAAUCUCUUCAUUUUUUUUUCGGUUUUAUGGCAAUUAUUUGCUAUUUUUGAAGAUUUUUAAGCUUUUUGAAAAUUGAACUUUUGAAAAAAAAACUCAACUUCGAACUUAUAAACAGAUUAUUUCAGGCAUUCCCUCCCUCGUCAACUAAAAUUUAGUGAUCAAUUUUACACGAAUAUAACUCGCUUUAUACUGAACAUCUUGAGGAGGAAAAAAUGCGUCGAAGCAUGAAAUACUAGAACACUCCAACACAAACACACACGCACACACAUUACGUACACGAACAGAUGCCAAUUCUGUUGAAUAAAAUUUGAACAGUCAAUAUUGACAAAAUAGAAGAUUCGAUAUCAUAAUUUUCAUUAUUACAUCCGAUCUCACUCACUCCUCUUAUUUACCCCUACAUUCGCUUUAUCAAGCACAAGGUAUCUUGAAAUCCGUUCUAAUUUUUUGUCGAUUUAAAUUUAUUUUCACUUGAAAACUGACUUCAACCACCAACCACUUUUAGGCAUAAAUAUGGUUAGACUUGCCUUUGUAGUAUUACUCUACGGCACCAAUAUAAACACAUACUUAAUAUACGUACAUCACAUAUUAUGGAUUUUUACCCAAAUAACGGAAUUUAUAGUGAGAGAACAGUAUUUAAGUUUAGUGAACAAAAAUACCUACUCGUUGAUUAUUAUUCAAUUUUCCGAGGAAAGCUGCGAAUAUGUAAAUGCCUACCUAUCAGAACAUACCAAUUUUUUUCUGUUUUUUUAAAUCAAACGCGAGUUAGAAAAGAAUAUACUUUGUAUAUUUUGGUACGAUAAUACCAAAAUUGAAUAUUAAUUAUACAUAUACGAUUGGCCUAAAAUUUUUACGAUAUCGUUUAAAUGAUAUCUUAAUUUUUAAGUAUCCUAUAUACCUAAUUUUUGUUUUAUCGUAUUUUUUCCCCUUUCAAAAAUAUCUAUCUUCUGCAAAUAAGAGAAAGAAAAAAGAACAGACCCCCCCCCCCUUCCUCCCCCCCCUGAAAAUGUAAAUUACUUACGCACAAAAUCAUGUCUUCGAUAUAAAAAUGGCGACUAUUAUCUACCUAUAUAAUGUAAAGAUAUAAUUUUUUUUGUU